This is a messenger RNA of Aphidius gifuensis, 3631 nucleotides long. RefSeq lists its product as uncharacterized. Bases 528 to 3092 code for a protein of 854 amino acids. Lineage: Eukaryota; Metazoa; Arthropoda; Insecta; Hymenoptera; Braconidae. The transcript has 7 exons. Gene Ontology annotation, cellular component: membrane. The record is from RefSeq and is a predicted model, not a curated record. Gene Ontology annotation, molecular function: adenylate cyclase inhibiting G protein-coupled glutamate receptor activity; sevenless binding. Gene Ontology annotation, biological process: visual perception; G protein-coupled receptor signaling pathway.
GGGGUAGUUGAUAUGGCUUCUUGCAAAUAUGACUCGCAAAAGUAGAGAACAAAAUUCAGCACUUUUAUGUGAGCAAAUAUUUUCGUGAAAAGUAUUUCGUACCAAUAGUGACAAAAAAUUUGUUUUUAAAUUAAACAACUAAACAGGACGUGACAGGAUCUAUGACUUGAACACUAGUCUAAUCUAAUAAAAUAUUACAAUUAACUUUGACCAAUUGUGGCUUUGAAUUGAGAUGUCAUUGCGUAAUGUAAUUUCAUUAAUUUAGUUUGAGAACUGAGGUCAAGAUUUAAAAAAAAGUUACCCACUAUAGUAACAGAAAGUAUAUAUUUCUUUAUUGAUAAUCAAAGUUACCAAUACCCAACUUGUUAUUAAAUUGUCUAAUAUUCAAUUAUUUAUCGUUACUUUUAUUCAAUUUUAUUUAUUAUACAAUUUUUAUUGUAUGGUUGUAGCGUUGACGAUAUAUUUAAACAAAGACAACAAUAGAGGGUUAUGAUUAAUCAUAUUUUUUAGAGAUUAGAAAUAACAAUAUGUUUAUAUUGUUAUUGAUAAUUUUUUUGGGAAGUGUUGCUUCGAAAGAUAGUUUUUGCCUGAAAAAUCAGACAAUUCUUCAAGUUGAUGGUGAUGCAGUACUAACAGUGUUUAUUGACGCAAGUUCUGGUCCAUAUUGCAAUGAAUCACUUGAAAAAGGCUACCAAGAAGUAUCAACAGUACUUUACGUAAUAUCAAUAUUAAACCGACAUGAUUACAUACCAGGAAUAACUUUAGGAUUGAAGAUGAUUGAUACAUGUCAAGAUCCAGAGUCGGUUUACAAACAUUGUUUGAAGACGACUGCCGAGUCUGAUUGCACAGAAAAUCAAAACCACUAUUACGAUCUUGGAAUCCUUGCACCGGAAAAUUACAUACCAGUUUUACAGCCUCUAUUAGAAUUGAGUGAUCUACCAAUUAGUUAUUAUUUUAACAAAAACACGACAAAUCCACUCAUCCAGGCUGCUGUUCAUUUUGUGAGAGAAAAUUUCAAUGAAAUUGAAUUACUGCUGACAGAUUGUGAUAGUGUACUUGAAUUUUUUUUACGUAAAACAAGUGAUGUAGGUGUUUGCGUUAAAAAUAUCAAUGAUUUAGGUCAAUUGGAUGUUGAAAGUGAUGGAUUGAUUGUCGUAAUUGGUGGUGGAGAAAUUAUAAGAUCAUGGAUAAACGAUAAUAUUAUUUCCAGACAUAAAAAUUGGUUUCUGGUACCAAUUGACGAUUCAAAUCUCGAUGAUAUCGUACCAUUUGGAUCUUAUGUGAUUAAAUCAGAAUCACAUGGUUUGGAAUUUAAAGAUUAUUUAACAGCUGAAUCAAAAAAUAAAACUGUUCAAUCGCCAUAUUUUCUUGGUAUAGGAAAAUCAAUUUUUUCUAUAGCUGAAUUAUUUUCUGAAAUAAAAAAAAACAAUUGUCUUAUUGGUCAAAUGUGUUCGUUGCCUUUUUUCGAUACAAAGCUGUUGAAGAAUCAUACGAUAAGUCAAAUUAUUGACGAGCUUAAGUUACCGUUUGAAACUCAAAUUUCGAAAUACACCGUCUCUCAACAUGUCAUGGGUAUGAUGGAAAACAUAUCGACUUAUAGCGUCAAUAUUGAGACUUUCCAAGUGAUUACAAACCGUUCUUGGACAUCGUUAAUGAAUAAAUGUGAAGAAAUAUCUUGUAGCCAGUGUUUGAAUUUUGAGAAAAAAGAAAUUUCUAAUUCUACCCGGCCGACAACAUCGAGCAAUUUUGAAGUAAUUGAAAAUAAAACAAAAACUUUUAAAACUGGCUUUUGGUUUUUACUUGUUUUAGCACUUGUUGUGUGUGGGACGAUUAUUUCAAUCGCUAUUGGAAUUUUUAUCAUUUAUUCUUACCUAACCAAUGACACUCUUGAUGGAAAUCCAAUGCUGACGAUACUCUUAAUCGUCGCGUGCAUCUCCCUUCUUCAUUCGUCUAUUUUUUUUUUCUUUGAAGAUUAUUAUAUUGGACAUAAUACUCUCAAUUCAAUAAAAAUUUACACUUCAACAUUGUCAAGUGGACUCGUUUUCUCGAUCAUGCUGACGAGGUCCUUUUUUUUGGCAUCUUCCGCCGGUCGAAUUUUCACCAGCCAUGUCAACGGAUAUCUUCAGGGAAUUAUGCUUUUUUUUGUCGCUGGCGUUCAAAUGGGAAUGUCGACGAUGUAUUUGUUGACGAGUUCGGAGAGGUCAAAUGAUACUGUAAGGAGUCCACUUUUCAUCGGCCUAUUAUGCUAUGAUAUUUUUCUACUCUUAUCUCUUCUCGGUGUUGGUAUAUUAUAUCCGAAAACAUCAAGGAAUUAUGAAGAAGGUCGAUGUUUUUAUUUCACCACAAUUGGGAUGACAAUAGUCUGGAUACUAUGGAUAUCGACUUUUUUGCUGGUUAAUCAAGAGUGGCGAGACUUGAUUGUAUCUCUUGGUUUAAUAUCAACUGGUUAUAUCGUUAUUAUUGGUACAUUGGCACCACGUGUCCACUUUAUGUUAAGAGAUAUUCAUGGUAAUAACAAAGCAUCAGUUUAUGUCGAUGGUGAUAGUUUGGGAAUUCACACAACUCAAUCAUCCAGCACUCGGCAGCCAUCAAGAUCUUUUUCUGAUUAUACUUUACCUAUGAAGAAUAUGAUAACCAGCACAACUAGUACUAGUCAACUGCCAGAUCAAAACUAUUAUGCUAACUCUAGUUUUAUGAAUAAAAAAAAACAGUAUGACGAUCGUGGAAAAAGCUAUGUUGAUGGCAAGACUGCUCACUACAAUUCUGGCUAUCAUUCAGAUGGUCAAGAUUCUGAAAACCAUUAUGUUAUUCCAAAAGUUUCAAUUGAAGAUUCUCGAACAAAAAAAAAUUUACGAGCUCAACUAAUUUUAACGAAUUUUGAGUAUGCACAGCCGUACUCUAUAAGUAACUAUCAAGAUAAUUUCAAAAAAAAAAAUAUGGAAACAGACUUCCAUGAUAAAAAAUGCAAUAAAUUAUCAAGCCCAAAUAAAAAUGAUUCUUCACGAAGUCCUAGUCCAAGCUGUUUAAUAACUGGAACAUUUGAAGAAAAAGAAAACCAAGAUAUUGAUACAAUCAAAAUAACACGUUUUUGACCCGAUAAAUCAUCUAACAAAAAGUAUUCCUAUCUUUUGGAACAAGUAUUAUCAUAAUAAUAUUUAUAUCAUAUACCUUAAAGUUGGAAAUGAAAUAAAAUUAAAAGAAUCUAAGCGUAGAUAAAAAUUUUAUGGUUAAAAAAAUGGCCUAAAACUCUGGAAAGGCAUCGAAGUGUCACUGUCAAAAUAGUUAGAGACCAAUGUAAUUAAUAAAAAACGAUUCUAUGCAAAGAAAUACAUCUAUUCAUAACUUUUUUUUUGUCCUAGGUAACUUUGUUUGUUUAAAAUAAACUAUUAAAGUUGCUAUUUUUUUCGAGGUUAAACACGGUGAGAUAGGGAGAUUUUACUUUUUUUUGGGUUCAACUUAAACUUUCAUAUAAAACUAAAAGUUAAAGAAUUCUUAAAAACUAUCAGUCUGUAGAGGAAAAAAAGACGAAUUUUUUAGUUAAAUAAUAAUUUUCUGACCUAAAAUAUUAAGCGUAACUUAAUUAUUAUUUUAUGUGGAAAUUCUGUCGAAUAAAUAAUAAUAAUAAAUCGAA